AUGAAUAGUCCUGAUGUCAGCUAUCCACUGGAAGACACCGAGAAUACUCUCUUCGAUAAGGCGACAGUUAUUGACGCACCUGACGCUGAUGAUGAGCAGCCAGAAACUGGGGCCGAUAUUGCAAUUGCCAUGGCAACAGCGGGUCAUUUCAAAACUGCAGCUGCUGUACCUAAUCCAUUCACGGUCGAAGAUUGUAAUGAGCAAGAAGCACAACAGCUUGACUGUUACCCACCUUCGUAUCAUGGGCUACUACUGCAGCUUCAACCUGGUGUGUAUUACUACAUGUGUUCGCGUAACAACAAUUUCACCAACAGAAACCAAAAAGCCAGCAUUACAGUGGUCGAAGAAUAG
Molecule: messenger RNA, 351 nt
Organism: Paramuricea clavata
Lineage: Eukaryota; Metazoa; Cnidaria; Anthozoa; Malacalcyonacea; Plexauridae
Source: the annotation of a GenBank genome assembly